Messenger RNA from Meloidogyne enterolobii, 1176 nucleotides. Lineage: Eukaryota; Metazoa; Nematoda; Chromadorea; Rhabditida; Meloidogynidae. The record is from the annotation of a GenBank genome assembly.
AUGGUUGGAGUUGGAAUUAUUUCUUUACUUCUUUUAACAUGUACUUUUACAAUUCUUGAUUCAUUUUUGGGUAACUCAGAUAAUGAAGGAGAAGAAGAUGGAGAUGAAGAAAUUAGUAAAGAAGAUGCUAAGAAUUAUUUAAAUCAAUUUGGCUACAUUGAAGAAGAACAAGAAGGACGUGCUUUUAACGAAAGACAAAGGCAUAGAACGGCUGAUCAAAUGCUUGAAGAUUUUUCUUUAGAAUCUUUAAAAUCAGCAAUUUCAAAAUUUCAAGAAUUUGCUGGUUUACCUUCUACUGGAGAAUUAGAUAAUAGAACAAGAAAGAAAAUGAAAAAGCCGAGAUGUGGAAUGCAAGAUGUUGAAAUGGUUAGAGGUAGAGGAGGAACUGGUACAACAUUAAUGUGGAGAAAAAAGACAUUGACAUAUCGUUUAGAACAUGCAACUAACGAUUUGCCAACAUAUAUGCAGAGAAAAUCACUUAAAAUGGCUUUUGAUGCUUGGUCUCAACAUAUUCCAUUAGAUUUUGAAGAAAAUAAUGGAUAUGGAAAUGUUGAUAUUAGAGUUCGUUUUGCUAAAAAAAGUCAUGGCGAUCCUUGGUCUUUUGAUGGAAGAGGUGGUGUUUUGGCCCAUGCUACAUUUCCGACUGAUGGACAAUUGCAUUUUGAUGAUGAUGAACAAUGGGCAUUUAUGGAUGCGGCAAAGAUUAGAAGUUAUCGAUAUACAGAUAUGUUUUGGGUUUCUUUACAUGAAAUUGGACAUGUUUUGGGACUUUCACAUUCAAAAGUUGAAACAGCGGUUAUGGCUCCAUUUUACAAAGAUCCAUCAGAAUUAGUUGAUUGGAGAAAUAAUUAUAAAAUACCAGAGCUUACUCAUGAUGAUAUAAAAGCAGCUAAAGCUGUUUAUGGGAAUAGAAAUAGUCCAAAACCAAUAAAAGAAAAAGAUCCUCUUGAUGAUAUGUUUCCUAAUAGUGACGAAGGUGAUAAUGACAGACCGAGAAAAGGAAUACCUGAUAAAAAUAAUCCAGAUGAUAAUGGCGAGAAUGAAGAAGAUACAUUAAGUAAAGUAUUAAAUGAAAUAUUUAACAUAUUUUCAAAUAAAGGAAUAAGAACGACAAACAAUAAUUCUAAAAUUAUUUUUAUUUUAUUUUUAACAUUAACAAUUUUUCUUUCAAUUUAA